CGUGAUCUGUCGUCUGCAGUGUAAUAGCGGGUUUUGUCCUUCGUGACAUGUCAAAAAUCGGUUGUCAUCGAUUGAUUCGGGCCGUUCGAUUGUGACAUGAAAUUGUGAACGACGCGAAGUGAUCAGUGAAUGACGAUAAGUAAGGUAUUGAUGUGACUUAGAGUGAAUGACUGACUAUGAUCUAGAUUGGAAUAAAUCCGAAUAAGUAAAUAAAAUUCUUGAAGUUCGUCGCGGCCGUGAGUCAUUUGACAGUGUGAUCAAGUCACACCCCGGACGAUGGAAGUGAUUUAUUUGAAACGUAAUUAGCAAGAAAUAGGAAUAAAAAAUAUAUCGUUUGAAACUCGACGGUGUGAAAAACUUAAUUUCAUGAACCUCUGUGUAAUGUUCCUCGGAAAUUGCUUAUACUGAAAGAAUAAAUCUAUAUCAGUCAACUUGUACAAAGGUUACGUACCCAUGUCCGGGGUUCUUUAAUACUCAAACGACGAAUACGGAAUUUAAUUUUAACACAAGAUAAGCCUACUUUGGAACCAAGCGAAUGUUUCGAUUGAGCGAAGCACUCUAUCGAGUCGAAGAAACAAUCUAAGCCCCACCGAAUAGCUUUUGCGGCGUCAGGCAACUCGAGUUUAUUCAUAAACAGUCAUUAUGGUUUGAAGUAGCCUUUCUUUCUGGGAAACCAAAACUUGAAUUGCAUUAUAAUUCCGCCCAAACAGUUGUAGAUACGAUAAUUAGCUUGUUAAACGAAUGCAAAAAGGAGAGAAUAAAUACAUUAGACAAAAGGCAUCGAAGAUGUCUGCAAGCAAUAACGUAGCUGGCAGUGCACCACGCGUGUCGAACUUGCCAAACCGCAAUUCACAGAGGUCGACGUUGCUGAAAGUAGUUAUUUUGGGUGACGGGGGUGUCGGGAAAUCGUGUCUGAUGAAUAGGUUCGUUUCAAAUCACUUCGACGAGCACAGCUUUCACACGAUCGGUGUCGAAUUCCUGAACAAAGACAUUGAGAUCAACGGCGAGGCGUACACGCUCCAGAUUUGGGACACUGCGGGUCAAGAGCGAUUCAAAACACUCAGAACGCCGUUCUACCGAGGCUCCGAUAUCUGCCUGCUAACUUACGCUGUCGACGACAGAAUUAGCUUCCAAAACUUGGCCCUCUGGCGAACAGAGUUCCUUUACUACGCGGAUGUUCAAGAAGGAUCGACGUUCCCCUUCAUCGUGGUCGGAAACAAGGUCGACGUUCCUGAGUCGGAAAAACAGGUUUCUACAGAGGAGGCGAAAGCCUGGUGUCUUGAGAACGGGGAUUCUCCGCUUGUCGAAACAUCUGCCAAAGACGCAACGAACGUUGAGGCCGCCUUUGGUGCUGCGGUUGCUGCCUGGGCUAGACUGGAGGCCAGGCUGGAGCGUCCAAUCGUCGAAGAUACAGUCGAUCUGUCCAAACAGCAAUCUCCGCAUCGCACCAGCUGCUGUAUGCCAGUUUCAACGUCAGAGUCUAACAAAGUAAUUUGAAGAGAAAACGUAACACGUUCGUGGAAAUUUUUUGCUACGUACAACACUGUAUGUAUUACACCUUUAAAGAGAAAUAAAUACAUCAAACAUUAACGCUGUAUUUAGCUAAACACACAGAGCCAAAAGUAAUGCUAAUACUAAUUUUUCAAUUUGUAGAAAAUUACAAAAACGACACUGUUUUUUAGUUUUACUCUAUUUAUAAUAUUUACCAAGGAUAUAGUGCAAUUAUGCUAAAACAAGAUGAUUAUACCCUUGCUACUCGAUUGUGAUUAGAAGCAGCUCAUGACACUGCGCAGUAUUUCAAGUCUUUUACCUAAAUGUCCCACCGGCUUGUGAUGAUAUUUAACAAUAAUCAUAAAUAUAUAAAAUAAGAGUUAGUUAUGAACUGUAGUAUAUACCGAUAGCUUUGGAGCACAGUUUUGCCUUAUUAUUGCAAUGUAAUAAAUGAUCGUACCUGAGGAAUGAAAUGGGGCCGCGUUUAUCGUGUACUGAUACAAACUCUUAGAUAGGUAGAGAUUGCUACACCUUGUGAUACACGGCUACUUUAUGAGCAUUAUUUAACUAAAAAUUCUAUUAUUAAAAAAAUAUAUAUUUGUAACAUUCAGAUUAGAAAAACACACAUAAAAGACUCAGUUCCGAUUUAGUACUGGUGAUAUUUAUUUUACUAGAUAUGCCUCUGUCAUAAAAACAAAAUAAUCAUCAUGCUGAGAUAUUUUCAACAUUUGACAAUAAUUCACGAUUUUUUCUCACUCAUUGCAAUCCUCGUUUUCUCUUCGAUGUUCAAGACUGUUAGAUUUAGAAUCUUUAAUUUAUUAUUUUUAAACUUCAACUCUAAAAGUUCCAUGCGCAAACCCCAUUACCCUCAGUCUGUACAUUGCCUUGAGUAAUAGCUUUCGUACAAUUUCAGAAUUAAUAUUAUAAAAUAAUUCGAAUGGAUAUGUUUUUAUAUAACGCGAGCAUGUUUUAUGCGUUUUUCCCUACACAAAGUAUCUGUUUCCAUCACGGUUGAGUGAGUCUGCGAGUGCGUAUGCGCAGAGUACUGAAAAUACUACUUUCGAGCCCUAGGAGUUAAAAGUGGUUGCUUCAGUACUACGCGCAUGCGCUGUCACAAACAAAUCUGACGUUACGCUACCGACGCUACCGACGUCAAUUUCGUGCUUCGAGAAAAACGCGUAACAUGUUCUUGAUGUAUAAAAAGUCGUGUGCAACAAGGAGGCAACGGUCUUUUCGCCUCGUGUAUUUGCAAAAUUCUCUUUGGCUCGUUUUCUGGGUUUGUCUUUGUUUGGGCCUUCGGCUCACCUACGACUCCUAUUGCAAACUUAUGCUCGGACUGAACAGACCGAGUUUGCGUGUCACACAAUAUACUAUUUAUCAAAUCAAAUGUGCGCGAUUGACCAUUGAAAUUUUAUUUCAUGUUCAAACGUUUCAACGAAUUCACGUGCUCAAGUCAAUAUUUGGUAUUUUGAAAGAGAGACAAACAUGAAAUAAAAAUAUUCGGUUAUCAGUUAUUGACUUGACCUCACAGAAUUGGUUCAUGCUGAUUUGGUGUCAGAUGUGUAUGCGGUGCUUUUGUAUAGCUGUAUGUCCGAAACAACUUUACUAUAAUGAAUAAUUAUACUAAUAUAAUGAUAAUAAUACAAUAAGCAUCUAAAUCUAACCAUAUCAAAGCAAAGGAAGAAAGAAAAGAACGUACAUGCUCAAAUACUGCUCUUAUAUAUAUGUAUACAAACGUAUCAUAGUAUGUUUAUUUUUACAGCGCAGUUUCAAAUGUGUAAUUGCUUUCUAAUUUAGAGCAUUGUAUUUUGAGCGCAAACCAAAGGUUCAACGUAAUACACUUUUGUGUUAUUCUCGUCCACUUUUAUUUUUAUUUCCUAUACAUUUUUCAAUUUUCCAUCAAUAAAAGUUGUACCAAAUUUGAAAUAA
Diprion similis is the source of this 3420-nucleotide messenger RNA. RefSeq names its product ras-related protein Rab-9A (gene Rab9). NCBI's taxonomy places the organism in Eukaryota, Metazoa, Arthropoda, Insecta, Hymenoptera, Diprionidae. Gene Ontology annotation, cellular component: late endosome; phagocytic vesicle; lysosome. The transcript is spliced from 3 exons. Gene Ontology annotation, biological process: retrograde transport, endosome to Golgi. Bases 742 to 1497 code for a protein of 251 amino acids. Gene Ontology annotation, molecular function: GTPase activity; GTP binding. The record is from RefSeq and is a predicted model, not a curated record.